Messenger RNA from Beta vulgaris subsp. vulgaris (sugar beet), 1157 nucleotides. RefSeq names its product probable xyloglucan endotransglucosylase/hydrolase protein 23. The transcript has a single exon. Gene Ontology annotation, biological process: xyloglucan metabolic process; cell wall biogenesis. Bases 123 to 980 code for a protein of 285 amino acids. Gene Ontology annotation, cellular component: apoplast; cell wall. NCBI's taxonomy places the organism in Eukaryota, Viridiplantae, Streptophyta, Magnoliopsida, Caryophyllales, Amaranthaceae. Gene Ontology annotation, molecular function: xyloglucan:xyloglucosyl transferase activity; hydrolase activity, hydrolyzing O-glycosyl compounds. The record is from RefSeq and is a predicted model, not a curated record.
CACAUGACAAAACCCCAACCCUUAUAUAAGUGUCUCUCCUCCAAACAAAUUUCAUCAUCCUCACUCCAAACAUCAACCUUUCACUUUCAACCCCAAGUUCCCAACCCUUCCCCCUAAAAAAAAUGGCAUCAUCCUCAAUUGUUUUCGCUACUAUCUUUCUAGCAAGUCUGAUUGCCACUACUAGAGCCAACUUUAACAACGACUUCGCCAUUACUUGGGGAGAUGGUCGAGCCAAGAUCCUCAACAACGGUGAUGACCUUACCCUUUCUCUCGACAAAGCCUCAGGCUCAGGCUUCCAAUCUAAGAAUGAGUAUCUCUUUGGUAGCAUCGAUAUGCAAUUAAAACUUGUUCCUGGUAACUCUGCUGGCACUGUCACUGCUUAUUAUCUAUCGUCUUUGGGUACAACCCAUGACGAGAUUGAUUUCGAGUUCCUAGGAAAUGCUAGUGGACAACCUUACACACUUCAUACUAAUGUGUUUGCUCAAGGGAAAGGCAACAGAGAACAACAGUUCCACUUAUGGUUCGACCCUACUAAGGAUUUCCACACCUACUCUAUUCUUUGGAAUCCUCAAAGGAUUGUUUUCUCUUGUUAUGGAAUUCCCAUUAGAGAAUUCAACAACAUGGAAUCACAAGGUGUAUCAUUCCCUAAGAAUCAACCAAUGAGGAUUUACUCUAGCUUGUGGAAUGCUGAUGAUUGGGCUACCCAAGGUGGAAGGGUCAAGAUUGAUUGGACACACGCACCAUUUACAGCGUCAUACAGAAACUUCAAUGCCAAUGCUUGUGUUUGGGCUUCUGGCUCAUCUUCUUGUGGGUUAAGUCCUUCCGCUGAUUCGGGUUCGGAUUGGUUGAACCAAGAGCUAGAUUCAGCAAGUCUAGAAAGAAUGAGAUGGGUGCAGACCAAUUACAUGGUCUAUAAUUAUUGUGCUGAUCUUCAGAGGUUCCCUCAAGGCCUACCUACAGAAUGCACAACUACUACUUAAAAGCUAAUAGGCUUGAGUCAAUUUUCCCUUUGAAUUAAAAUUCUUUAUUCUUUGAUUCUUUCAAGCAAGAUUUAUGUAUGCCAAGUGGACGUAUUAUAAAUUUGAUUAAUUCUUAUUCAUGUAAGAUUUUCAAUUUUAGAUUAUUCUGGUUAUAUAUAUUGUGUGAUCAAAUAUCAA